Leucoraja erinaceus (little skate) is the source of this 3050-nucleotide messenger RNA. RefSeq names its product EGF-like-domain, multiple 6 (gene egfl6). The coding region runs from base 202 to 1923 and encodes 573 amino acids. Gene Ontology annotation, cellular component: membrane. The record is from RefSeq and is a predicted model, not a curated record. The transcript has 13 exons. Lineage: Eukaryota; Metazoa; Chordata; Chondrichthyes; Rajiformes; Rajidae. Gene Ontology annotation, molecular function: calcium ion binding.
UGUGUGGGGGAAGGGAAUAGGGAACAAGAGACUUUCCUUUCAGCUCAAUAGUGUAAACCAUAAGUUGCACGGUGCACUUGUACAGAGGAGAGGAAGGGAGACAGAGAGAGGGAGAUCAGGAGAGAGAGAGAGGGGGAGAGAAGAGCCUGAAGUAUUUCCAGCUGGAAGCAUUUAAACAGUGCCUAGCCUGCGAAGUGCUUUAUGGAAGAAUUAAAGAGAAAGAUGUUACACAGCAUGUGGAUAGGUCUGCUGGCAUUUGUAGAGCUUACUGUGAGCGGGAGAGCAGAGAUUUACGGGGUUCGAGACCGAAGGCAUUCUGCAAUUCAGCUAGGGGUUUGUCGCUAUGGAUCCCGACUUGAAUGUUGUUACGGUUGGAAAAAGAAUUACAAGGGGCGCUGCGAAGCUAUCUGUGAACAUGGAUGUAAACACGGAGAAUGUGUUGGGGCAAACAAAUGUAAAUGUUACCCAGGAUUUACUGGUAAAACAUGUAAUCAAGAUUUUAAUGAAUGUGGACUGAAGCCAAGGCCCUGUGAGCACAGAUGUAUGAACACACACGGCAGCUACAAGUGCUACUGUCUGAAUGGAUACAUGCUGAUGCCCGAUAACACAUGUGCUAAUUCCAGAACCUGCACCAUGGCCAAUUGUCAGUACGGCUGUGAGAAUGUGAAGGGGGAGAUCCACUGCCUCUGUCCAUCUGCGGGCCUGCAACUCGGACCAGACGGGAAAACCUGCAUAGAUAUUGAUGAAUGUGCAGCUUCCAGAACUCUGUGUCCACCUCUACGGAGAUGUGUCAACACGUUCGGCAGUUAUUUCUGCAAAUGCCAAACGGGUUACGAGCUUAAAUAUGUUGACGGCAAAUACAAGUGUAUAGAUAUUGAUGAGUGUGCUGCCAACACACACUCGUGUAGUCCUCAUGCCGACUGCCACAACACUCAAGGCUCCUUUAAGUGUAAAUGUAAGCCUGGAUUCAGAGGCAGUGGCUUCCAGUGUUCAGUUAAACCUUUCCUGCAAGUAAACCUGGAUGGGGAACAGGGCAGCACUGAUGACAUCCUUAAUGCUGUUCCUGAAAUUCCCUACAAAGAAGCACCUCUGAUUCUGGGAGGAAACAAGGAAGAUGUAAAGAAAAUGCUGGCACAUAGGAAUAAAGGUAGAAAGAGUGAAGUGAUCAAGAAUGCUAUCCCUCGCCCUGUGGCCACCCCUCCGUCCCUAGAACGCCUCCAGCCAUUUGACUAUGAAGAUGGCGUCUAUAUUGGGAACUAUGAUGACAAAGAGCUUGACGUGGGCUAUAAAACUAAUGAAGAUGAAGUUGAAAAUUACAUUGACUCGGAGGAGCAGACUCCCAGAGGGGAUGUGUUUGUCCCCAAGCGCAAUGAAGCCACGGUGUUUAGUCCAGUGCUGGGCAAGAAGGAACUCGUGAUACAAGAUCUUUUUAAUGACGAUUUUUCUGUGGACUGCAAUUUUAACCAAGGUGUUUGUGAAUGGAUCCAGGAUACAGAGGAUGAUUUUGACUGGAAAGUUGCUGAUCUGCCUAAUGGCAAUGGGCACUACAUGGCAGUCCCUGCAUUCGUCGGGAUUAAGAACGAGGUUGGCCAUUUGAAACUUCUCAUCGGCGAUCUCGUUCCGAAGAAGGAUUUCUGUGUAACCUUUAAGUAUCGGCUUGUGGGAGAGAAGAUUGGAAAUCUCCGGGUACUUUCCAAUAACGGAGUUCCUUCGAUCUGGGAGUGGAUCCGAGACAAAGAGGAAGGCUGGAAAGUUGGACGCGUUACAAUAACUGCUAGAAGCAGUUCUGAAACCCAGCAAAAUAUUGUCUUUGAAGCCAAGCGAGGAAAGGGCAGCGUUGGUGAAAUUGGACUGGAUAAUGUAAUUCUGACAUCUGGGCCCUGCACAGAAUGGACCUCAGAGAAUGAUGACCGAGAGACAUGAAUUUCAUCUUAAGAUUCCCGGGUUCUUUGGUCUACAAACACACGAGAGCACCUCAAAUGACUUCCAAAAGGGUUGUUCGCCAGCAUGUAACACUGAGACAUUUUUGCAAUAAGGUACUCUCACCCUGAUGCCAACUUUCAUUUGGAAGUGCAGGAUUCCUACACUCAAGAUUGUGGUAUCAGCUAUUAUCAGCAUUGUAUUAUGCUUCUUAAAUGUACAAUUGUAAAGGUGCUAUGUAUAUCAGUUGUGCACUCCCCCAGUCAUAAGUGAUAGGAGCAGAAUUAGGACAUUCGGCCCAUAAAGUCUACUCCGCCAUGGCUGAUCUAACUUUCCCUCUCAACCCCAUUCUCCUGCCUUCUCCCCAUAAUCCUUGACACCCUCACUAAUCAAGAAAAUGUAAAUCUCCACGUCAAUCUCCAAUGAUUUGCCGUUUAUGGCAAUGAAUUCUGCAGAUUCACCACUGUCUGACUAAAGAAAUUCCCCCUCAUCUCAUUUCUAAAGGUACGUCCUUUUAAUCUGAGACUAUGCCCUCUGGUUCUAGAUUUUCCCACUAGAGGAAUCAUCCUCUCCACAUCCACUCUAUCCAGGCCUUUCACUGUUCGGUAAGUUUCAAUGAGGUCCCCGCUCAUCCUUCUAAACUCCAGCGAGUACCGGCCCAGUGCCGUCAAACGCUCAUCAUACGUUAACCUAAUCAUCCCUGAGACCAUUUGCAUAAACCUCCUCUGGACUUUCUCCAAUGCCAGCAGAUCUUCAUCAGAUAUGGGGCCCAAAACUGCUCACAAUACUCCAAAUGUGGUCUGGCCAGUGCCUUAUAAAGCCCUCAGCAAUACUUCCCUGUUUUUAUAUUCUAGUCCGUCCAAAAUAAAUGCUAACAUUGCAUUUGCCUUUCUUACUACCAAUUCAACUUACAAAUUAACCCUUUGGGGAUCCUGCACCAGCGCUCCCAAGUCCCUUUGCACCUCUGGUUUCUGCAUCUUGUUCCCGUUUAGAAAAUAGUCUAUGCCUGAACUAUCUAUAUAACUAAAUUGUUCUGCACCAAUGUUGGAAAUGUGAUAUCAAUAUUUUGUAUUAUUUCUUGUGUAUUUGUACAACAUUUUGCAAUAAAUAUUGUCCUUUAUAGAUAACAA